UAGCGGGCAAGUGUUAUCGUUUGCUGGUGAGGUGAGGCAGAGAAUAAAAUUCAUCUGGAAGUACACUAAAUAAAGAUGGCAGUAAGUAAGGCGAAAACUGCAGCCAUUGCAAUCAACUUGAUCGUGUUUAUAAUUGUUACCAUUCUAAAUUACUUUUCCACGAAAUCGGGCAAAGUAUUCCCAAAAGCGACAGGGAAAGUAUCGGACGAUCAUCCAACUGAAGUAACACCAGCUGGUUCUACUUUUGCAAUCUGGGGAUUCAUUUACAUUUACCAACUUGCAUGGGUCAUAUACAGCCUGACAUUACUUUGCAGAAAUGCACCGGACAUUUUACCCACAUCAUUCUACGUUUCAUUCACAUUUGCCACGAUUUUCAACUUUUUGUGGCUUUUUGUCUGGUCUCGGGAGCACCUGGGCCUUGCCUUUGUGUUUAUUGCACUCAUAGGCAUAUUUUUGGAGGUCUGCUUAUACUUCAGCUUCACAAGCCUUAACAGAUAUAUAGAGACGUUACAGAAUGGCGACAGCACUCCAAGUGUCACUGAUGUCUGGUGCAUUCGAAUGCUUGUACAUAACGGCAUCAUAUUCUACACCACGUGGGUUACAGUUGCAACGUGCCUUAAUUUGACCAUCGUACUCCAAUACGACCUUGAGGCAAACGGCAGCAAGGCAGCCCUCGGUUCCCUUAUAAUCCUUUUCCUUAUCAUUGUUGUCUGGUUUCUGCUGGAGAACUUCGCAUUUGGAGCCUACACACGUUUCACUUUCACCGAAUACAUUGUAUUGAUCGUUGCUUUGAGUGGGAUACUGAAGAAAAACUGGACUGAUGGUAAGGGUAACCAAGGGUUCGUAAUGUUCCUGCUGGUGCUGUCGGCGCUCUUGUUGAUUUCGCGAUUGGUCGUAAUUUUCGUCAAGGAAAGAAAGCUAGGCUUCAGGGUCUAGAUACCAAUUAUUUCGCUCACCACUGAAAGAAACUACUCCGACGGGAAGAACCAAUCAUUUUGAACAAAAUUUUUUUAUCUUGCUGCUUGUGGGACAUACUUAAAAGUAUUUGUCAUAACUCCUUGAUUAGGCGUGAUUUGAUAUGGAAUGGCACGUACACUACCUCUUAGAACUACAUUUACGAAAAUACACAACUCGAAGGUGUAACAUUAUUAUCAUUUACAUUACAUAAUAUAUUCUUUUAAAA
This is a messenger RNA of Rhopilema esculentum, 1183 nucleotides long. Lineage: Eukaryota; Metazoa; Cnidaria; Scyphozoa; Rhizostomeae; Rhizostomatidae. The record is from RefSeq and is a predicted model, not a curated record.